This is a messenger RNA of Caenorhabditis auriculariae, 683 nucleotides long. The record is from the annotation of a GenBank genome assembly. Lineage: Eukaryota; Metazoa; Nematoda; Chromadorea; Rhabditida; Rhabditidae.
AUGAAUCCUCUCUCGCUCUCGUUUAUUCUUGUUACAUUUUUGUCGAUUGAGUUCUGUCGAACCGAAAAUUUUGUAAGUCCUCUUAGAAAACAAUGAAAAUUUCUAAAAUUGCAGCCAAAACUCAACAUCUACGAGACGGUACGAAAUGUGAAAGACUGCCUCGAUGAAAUCGACGUAUCUUUAGUAAAAAAAAAACCUUGAUUGAAAAAAAUUUGACUUUCCCUACACUUUCUCGUUUUAGUUAUUUUUGCCAUAGAUGUAAUCCGAUAGGCGGCACCGCUAUUCGGACGGAAAUGAUAAAGACCCUCGAAAUGAAAUCUGCUAUCAGAGGAGUUACACCAGAAACAACUUACAUUUUUCAAAAAGACGCCUUAGGUUGCGUCUUGAAAAGUAUGGUUUCAUGUUUCAAAUUUCGAUAAUAAAACUUUCUUCGGAAGUGUAAUUUCUUGAGCUAAAAAUAUUUUGAUAAGACUAUUUUCCAGAAAAUCUUUUACAGCACAAAGAAAAGAACCCGUGUGAAGAUGAAACUGGAGACCAGCGAGAAAAAUGCGCAGCUGAAUUCGCAAAGGUAAUUCCUUCUUAUCAAAUUUCAAAACUAUUUUCAGUUUCAGAACACGUUUCCUCGGAUAAAAAGUUGUAUCGAUCGUAAAGUUCAACUGCAACGACAGAAAAGCGAACUUUGA